This is a messenger RNA of Achroia grisella, 3188 nucleotides long. It is a transcript of the gene eco, whose product is annotated as N-acetyltransferase eco. NCBI's taxonomy places the organism in Eukaryota, Metazoa, Arthropoda, Insecta, Lepidoptera, Pyralidae. The transcript is spliced from 10 exons. Gene Ontology annotation, cellular component: chromatin; nucleus. Gene Ontology annotation, molecular function: protein-lysine-acetyltransferase activity. The coding region runs from base 18 to 2717 and encodes 899 amino acids. The record is from RefSeq and is a predicted model, not a curated record. Gene Ontology annotation, biological process: mitotic sister chromatid cohesion.
AAAGAAUAGUUAGAAUCAUGGCUGGAGUAACGCCUCGACGUUCCCAGCGUCUUCCACAUACGCACACUCCUAAAAUGUCUGAAAGAAAAAAGGGGUUGUUCCAAAGUAACCCAGAGCCCAUUAAGGAGUCACUGACUGAGCACAGGCGUCUUCCUGUCGUGGACAGCGAAAGCGAUAGUGAGGACUGCGAUUUGGGCAUCAUUAGCACCCUGGAUUCCAGUUCUGAUGAAAAUGACGGGCCGAAGACUCCGGAACGAAAUAUUUGGCAUGAGACCCGCAGUCAAACUAAAAAACUGCUGAAGGUGAACCAAGACUUAAAGAAUUUCAUUAAAUCCCCAUUCACACUGAAAAAGUACCAGACUAGGUAUUCUUGUGGUGACUCCAAAUGUACGGGGUCUGUAUCCACACCAGCUACUCCGCAUUUCCACAAUCAGCCUGGAACCCCUUCAUCAACACACUCCUGUGGUAGCAUAAAUACAAACUCGUCCACUUCCAGUCGAGCCCGCAAAAGCUUGGCUAACCUUAUAGCUGACACAGAAAGCUGUAGCAGUUCUCUGAAAGACCUCAACUUUGAUACAGAUUCUGGAACAGACUCUAAGGAAAACACACCAACAAAAGGUCUUCGACGCUCGAACAGGAGACAGAAAAUGACGCCUAAAAUACAAAGCUUCAAAGGUGUAUUGCUAGAACAGAAAAAGAACAUUUCUCCAAUGAAGACAGCCGUAGUUUGCCUAACUAAAAUGGACUUGAGUAGUGUCAUAUCACCAACUCAAAUGUUGAAGACACCCCGUAAUACAACUGACACUCAAUCACCUCCAAAAAUAAGUCACAAUCGUCGCUCCGUUGUCGAGAUCGACGAGAGCCCAGAAUCGUAUUGUGACAGCGAGAAAAGUCAAAAGAGAAUUAGGAAUGAUAGUGUAACGGAUGGUGGGCCGAAUUCAAAGUAUCCCAGACUAGAAAAUGCGGCGCCCAAAGCUCGUACGUCACUGUUCAAUAGUGAGAGACUCAAGGAAAUUUUAUCUGCAAAAUCGUUCUACGGUAAAAGUAACCCUGAAUUAAAUAGCAAUGUAACAACUAAGAUUUCCAGUGCUAUAGAAAUAACUAGCAUUCAUAACCGCCGACCAUUAUCACAUUUCAAUUCUCAUAAACGUAAAAGGAAGCCUGGCCAGAUAAACUCUGGUGUGAAACAUAAAAUCAGAAAGCCGAAAGUAAAUAGAGCUAAGAUUAUUAAUGGAGUUAGGCCUCUAAAUAAUUCGAUGGAUACAUCAGUAAAGAGCACUACUGCAACUAAUGAGAGUAAUAAUGAUAGUUCUGUUUUGAGUCAGAACACUUCACAGGAACUUGGCAAUGAUAAAAUGGACCCAUUCGUGAAGGAAAAGGAAACUAUUGAAGCACUCCUCAGCCAAUGGACAGAGGAAGAAAUUCCCGAUUCCGAACUCUCAUAUUCAAAGUCCAGACCAGAAAUACCAUGCUUCAACAACUCUGUUAUUGAAGAAACUAGGCAGAUCUUCCAACCAAUCACUGCAGUUCCUGUGUUGGUACCAAGUUUACCACAAGAUUCGGAUGCCGUUAUUGUUGAACUGGGGUCUAAGAACGAGAUGGUAUUACCAUUGAAUGGUAGUGGUAUACCACAAACUGUUGAUUCAUUACCGCAAACAACUGAAGCGCCGCAUGACGUGGUCAUGUCGGAGCCGGAUGGUCACAAAGCAAACCACGGUGAUUUGUCUAAGAGUGGACAGUUUUUACCUGUUGAAGGCGGAUAUAUAUUAGUGGAUGAUGGACAACAAGCUCAAGAUGAGUUACCAGAUCUGGACGAGAUAGAGCGAGAGCUGAAAAUGCUGGAUGAACAAAUAUUGAAAAUGGCUGAGUCUAACAACAUCAAUCCACAAGCGGUACUCGCAUCCACCGAGACAACAAUACCACCAGUUGCUACACCUGCAGUGUCAAUGGAAGAAGCUGCAAAAACAGACAAAACACAAAAGCUAUUCCCGAUCUUCAGCAAUCCAAACUCGGGAACAUCAAACACAAAUUCCAAAGCGUCGGAUAAAAGUAAAAAGUGUAUACUAAAAGACGGAUCUAAGCAAUACGUAAUUGACGCUGGUCAGAAGCGGUUCGGCGCUACACAGUGUACUGAAUGCGGAGUUAUAUAUCAGGUUGGCGAUCCUCAGGAUGAGCAUGAUCACUUGGUUCAUCACAACGCAACAGAUGUACUACGGUUUAAUGGGUGGAAGGAGGAGUGCGUGGUGGGCUCGUGGGAGAGUGGGCGGUGUGUUCGUGUACGUGGCGGGGGCGCGGGCUGGCGGCGUGUUAACUCGCUGCUGGAGCGGCUCGUACACCCACAGCUGGGACUGCCGCCGGCUCUACCUUCAACCACGCUGCAUGCCUACACGGCCUAUCUGUACAUAGAAAAUAAACAAAUAACGGGCUGCUUGAUAGUAGAGCCCAAAACAAAGGCGCACAAACUGAUACCCGGCGACCCGGACUGUUGUAGCGAGGAAGAAUAUACAAUCAAGAUGGGCGUAUCUCGUAUUUGGACGCACCCAUCCCGGAGACGUCGCGGCGUGGCUGCUCGUUUGCUGGACUGCGCGCGCGCAUCUCUACUACUGGGUGAUGCUGUACAGGUCCAUCAGCUCGCCUUCAGCGCGCCUACAUCAGCGGGGAAGGCUCUCGCUGCAAAGUACUGCGGGACGCCCAACUUCUACGUCUACACUGAUUAACUCGCACCAAGUAAUCUGUAAAAUUUAUGACAUUUUUAAUGAAGAUUUUAGAAUCUUUAAGAUUUUUGAAGCUACAUGUUGUAGAUUUUGUUCAAGACGUGGGUGCUUUGUCUCGUUUUUCUUUGUCAAUAAGUGGCUACUCUUGUAGCUUACAAGAUGCCAUAUAGGUUUAUCAGCUAACCUUAAACACACUAACAACAGCAGGAAGGCUCUCGUUGCAAAGUACUGCAGGACCCCCAGCUUUUACGAUUACACUAAUUAGUGGAUACCAAGUAAAAUUUAUAACAUUAUAAUGGAGAUUUUAAUUAAUGUUUUAGCUCUCAAAAGCCUACAAGUUAAAGAGUUUGUACAAGCCCUGGGUGCGUAGAGUUGUCUGCUUUAUUGUUAUUAAGUAGCUACCCUUGUAAGCUGUAUAUUCGGUGACAUGGUAACAAUGGUGAUGCGGGUAACGCAGUGCCCAAUUUGUAUGUC